Molecule: messenger RNA, 585 nt
Organism: Scylla paramamosain (green mud crab)
Lineage: Eukaryota; Metazoa; Arthropoda; Malacostraca; Decapoda; Portunidae
Product: keratin, type I cytoskeletal 9-like
Exons: 3
Coding region: 1-585 (194 amino acids)
Source: RefSeq, a predicted model, not a curated record
AUGGGGAGUGUUGGUGGCGGUGAGGGAAGUGUGUGCCAGUCAUCAGCAUCUUGUGGUCAGCUCAUGGGGAGUGCUGGUGGCGGUGAGGGAAGUGUGUGCCAGUCAUCAGCAUCUUGUGGUCAGCUCAUGGGGAGUGCUGGCGGCGGUGAAGGAAGUGUGUGCCAGUCAUCAGCAUCUUGUGGUCAGCUCAUGGGGAGUGCUGGCGGCGGUGAAGGAAGUGUGUGCCAGUCAUCAGCAUCUUGUGGUCAGCUCAUGGGGAGUGCUGGCGGCGGUGAAGGAAGUGUGUGCCAGUCAUCAGCAUCUUGUGGUCAGCUCAUGGGGAGUGCUGGCGGCGGUGAAGGAAGUGUGUGCCAGUCAUCAGCAUCUUGUGGUCAGCUCAUGGGGAGUGCUGGUGGCUCUGUGGUAGGAGAGCACAACGUUUCAGAAUACGGUGGAGGUGUGUCGAGGGAGGUGAUGUGUAGAGGUGCUGGGGUGCGUGUAUCAGUCAUCAGAGUCUCUUGUGAUGGUUCAGAUGCAGGCACACACAUCCAGCAGGCUGUAGUGGAAUGCAUUGAGCUUCCGAGAGUAGCUGUGUGGUUGAAGUGA